CGGAUGAGCUCGUGAGCGGUAAACGUUAUGCGUCUGCACGCACGUGCGGAUGAAGUCGGGGUCACCGAUGUCCGGCAGCAUGAAGGCGCGCGCACCGAACGGACCGGACAGCAGCACAGAGAUCCACAGGAGCACACAGUGGGAGUCUUACACACUUCAUUACCCAAGAUCCUUUUCGGUGAAGCCGCUGUGGUCACGUGUGUUUUAUUAGUGAUAAUCUCCAUGGUAACAGAGACGCCUGCGUCGGACCUGCAGCUGAAACACUGGCAAUGAAUCGGAGAUUAAACGCGACAAGAAACUUGAGACGAGACCGAGAUGCAGAAAAAGCGAGAGAAGGAAGAAGCGCUGCAUCCCGUGGGCCACGUCCGAAAGAGGUUCCAGCUCUGGACCUGCACAGACUGAGGGACAGAGAAGACGAGGAUGCUGGUGUUAUUCCUGUCGUCAGAAAGCCAUCCUGCAUGAUGUCAGCGCUGAGCUGGGGUUCGGCUCCUUCAUCCAACACACUGCAGGAUGUUGGCUUGGGAUCAGAGCAGGAUGGAGGUUUCUCAGUGUUGGCGUCUCCUCAGCACAGCUACAGAGACCCGAUCAUCAGAUCACACAGUAAUCACCAUACAAACAUGGAACCACAUCCUCUGAGCUCACACACUGUUACUGAGCUCCAUCACACACGGACAGAUGUGAGCCACGCCCGACCCAGGAAGAUGGAAGCAGAGGGGGUGAUGAUGGAGAGGAAACAGCAGGCUGUGAUGGAGCAGGUGAUGGUGGACCAGCUCUCCAGAGCCGUCAUCAGUGACCCAGAACAAAACUCCGCAAACUCAGUCAACGUUUCAGCUCGUCAUAAGAGGACUUUACACCACACCAUGGUGAAAACUCCGAAAUCUUUAACAGAGAACAUUCUGUCCCACAAACUGUGCUUUUAUGCCAGAAUUGUGUCACGUUGUGGGCGUGAGGCUUGUCGAGAGCUGAUUGGCUUCUACUUCACAUGUGAUCAGACAUUAACGGUGUACGAGUACCGCAGCUUUGGGAAGAACAGGUCUAAUGCCCUGCCAUUUAUUGCACGUGGGGUUUAUAGGACACGAGGGAGACCAUACUGUCUCUCUGACAUCUCACAGGGUGCAAAUCUGCGAUUCAGUACAGAUGGACCCCAAGUCCCCGAGAACCUGAGACAGCGGCCGUAUCUGUCUCUCAGAGUCACUGAUGUGGAUGAAGAGUCCAAGAGUUCACUACUACUCCAGUUUGGAGGAACUGAACAUUAUCUUUCUGAGGAGGAAACGAACGAUCGCAGAACUCUAAAUGUGAUUCAAGCGUCUGUACGGGGGAGGUUGAGGGGUCGUGCUGUCCGGACUCUGGUUGGUUUAGGGAGAAGGCUGCAAAAAUUAGAUGUGCAGCAGAACGGCAUUGUGGGUAAAGAUCAGCUCCGAGCGUGUCUGAUGGAGGAGCUGGAGCUCAAGCUGCAGGAGGUGGAGGCGCUGUGGAGGCUUGUGGGGUUGGAGAGAGAGUUGAUGGUGGAUUAUGCUGAGGUGAUGUGUGCUGUGACCGGAGACAUGAACGAGAGCAGAAAAGCCGUGUUUAUAAAGGUUUAUAUUAAACUUGACCCAAAUAAAACAGGUUCGGUUUCACUGACUGACAUUGAGAAAUUUUACUGUGUUAAUCAGCACCGGCUCACUGAAAAUGGAGCAGAAAUGGACUUCAUCACGUGUGUCUGGGAAGCAGAAAGAGUCAAUAAAUACGUGUCUUAUGCAGAGUUUCAGGACUAUUAUGAGGGACUGAGCAUCGAAAUCCCCAGUGACCAGGUUUACAUCAACAUCCUGAGGAGCACCUGGAACAUCUGAGUGUGUGUGUGUGUGUGUGUGUGUGUGUGUGUGUGUGUGUGUGUGUGUGUGUGUGUGUGUGUGCGCGUGUGUAUGUGUGUGUGUGUGAAUACAAUUUAAAUAUUAUAUUUACUAUUUAUUCACUUAAAAGUAAAUAAUAAAAUGCACGAAUCAAUUCUGUCUUAUUUUCUGUCAUUAAAUCUAUGUAGAAAAAAAAUAAACACAUAAUUUAUAGUUCAUAAUUAUAAAUAGUUUAUAAAGACUAGAAUGAUAUAAAGUAAAAGUGUAAUAAUGGUACGAAUCGUGGCUGGUGAUUUGUCCUGCAUCAGCAUCAGAACAUCCAGCUACUGAGACGUGAUGUACAGGAUACAGAAAUGGCACUUAGAUCAUUUACAGUACUAAAUAGUUCAUUCUUAAGUUUAUACUUUUGCUUUAAUUACAUUUCUAAGAAAAUUCAUUUUCAGGAAAAUAUUUCAGGGGUAAAAGUCAUAUAAAAUGAGGCGUCUCCUUCACCUGCCUUUAUCAUUUUCUUAGUUCUAUUUCAUUCAAUUUAAUUCUGAUUAAAUCAUUAAUAAACUGUAGUUAUUAUGGAGUCGAUUGUGUAUAUAAAU
This is a messenger RNA of Tachysurus fulvidraco (yellow catfish), 2422 nucleotides long. RefSeq names its product calcyphosine 2 (gene caps2). Lineage: Eukaryota; Metazoa; Chordata; Actinopteri; Siluriformes; Bagridae. Bases 270 to 1832 code for a protein of 520 amino acids. The transcript is spliced from 17 exons. The record is from RefSeq and is a predicted model, not a curated record.